Molecule: messenger RNA, 1339 nt
Organism: Drosophila takahashii
Lineage: Eukaryota; Metazoa; Arthropoda; Insecta; Diptera; Drosophilidae
Gene: Tsp68C
Product: Tetraspanin 68C
Cellular component (GO): plasma membrane
Source: RefSeq, a predicted model, not a curated record
UUAAAAUUUUACUGUCUGUGCCGCAUCGAGCAACAGCGAGUUUAAAUAAGUGUUUUCAAUUUCGACUUUGGAGUACUUAUAUACACCCACACACAUAUUUGAGCAUGCAGUGCACUGCCGUUACUGAUCGCAAUUAUUGCAUUUCGUCAUAACAAAUUCGGUUCUAAUUUAUUCUAAGAGACCACGCCUGCAUUGAUAUAAACAUGGGUUGCUGUUUUAACUAUAAAUUCGUACUCAAUCUGUGUAAUUUUUUAUUCUUGAUAUGUGGCCUACUGCUGAUUGUAUCAGGCCUGUACAUCCUUUCGGAUAACAAGCGGAUUCUGCUCUCCAGACUUUUGGCUGCCUCCAGCGAUCGGUUGAGCUCAUUGCCCCAACCAUUGCUCUUUUACAUAGCCCUGGGCGUGGCAAUUGCGGGAUUCGUGGCCAUUUUGGCCGCUGUCGUGGGCUUCUGGGCCAGCUGCCUUCACACCUACUGCUUCCUGACCAUAUACUUCCUGAGCGUUGUGGUCCUGCUCCUGACCGAAUCGGUUCUGUGCCUGGCCAUUACCUUGUGGCCCCACUGCCUGGGAAUUAGCCUGGACGAGAGUCAAAUGGUGCGAUCGCUGCAGAGCAACUAUGGAGUUCCGGGCCAGGAGCAAUUCACCAACGCCAUGGAUUUGGCCCAGACUCAAUUCGGCUGCUGCGGGAUGAGGAGUUCGCUGGACUACGACACAUCUUUGUGGCGAUUGCAGGGCUAUGGACAGAGGAAUUGGCCGGUGCCGCUCAGUUGCUGUGUGCUGGGGAAUGCGGGGCAGCCGAUGGCAUUUCUGGAUCCAAAGCCGGCCAAUGAAUCGAUGUGUCAGUCGCUGGAGCGGUUGUCCUACGAAAGGGAGCGCAACACGGAGUCCUGCCUUCCGCAUCUGGACAACUGGUACCGCGAGCAGUAUGGAGUCUUCCUUGGCGCCAGCCUGGUUUUGGCCCUGGUUGAGUUCUGUGUCCUGCUGGCUAUUAUCAUGAGCUGCACCGGUCUGGCCUCCAAACGGGCUAGAAGAAGCAAGAAAAGGCCAACUCAGGAGGGCAGACCUCAAAAGGCGACAAAGUCGCGACAAACUCUGAUCGAAAACAUAUACGAACCGGAGGUUGAGCUAAGGGAAAAUUCCAGUCACAGUAUCGACGGGAUAUACCUUGGACCAGCUAGCCGGCAUGUGAGCAGUGAGGAUUUUAAAGAUCUAUACAUCAAGCCGAGGGACCUGUACAGACAACAUCACUUGGGGACAGGAAAACCCAUUUCUGUCGCCGGUCCAACGCAAAUGAGAAAUUAUUUGGUCUAAACUUGUACUGAGAUAUAGCCCUGGAAAUA